UCCGUCUGUCUGUCAGGGAGGGAGCCGGGCAGAGGCAAGAUGUCCUCCCCGCACCUCUCCUCGUCCCGCAGACAGUCGUGCUAUCUGUGCGAUCUGCCCCGCAUGCCCUGGGCCAUGAUCUGGGACUUCACCGAGCCCGUGUGCCGCGGCUGCGUCAACUACGAGGGCGCGGACCGGAUCGAGUUCGUCAUCGACACAACCCGCCACUUGAAGCGCGCUCACGGCUUUCAGGAGGGAAGAUGCCCCCCUGGAGGACCGGGGCAGCCCCAGCCCGGCGGGGCAAAGAGCCAGGCGGGGUUACUGAGCGGGAAGGAGCCCGUAGGGCAGCCCUGCUUGGACCGGUAUUCAAUCGUUGCAGAUAACCGGGCCCGGUUCGACUACAGCAGGCUGCCCAACGGGCUUGGAGCGGCCAACGGUUUCAAAUCGAACGAAGGACCGCCCGAGUUAAACCGACAGAGCCCGAACGCGAGCCGACAGAGCCCGAACGCGAGCCGACAGAGCCCGAACUCGAGGAGCCGGACCCACGGCGGGCUGGUUCCGGUACCGGCCCCGGGACAGAUGACUAUACCGCCGAACCUGCUUCCUCAGACCGCCGGGAGAGCCGCCCCGCAUAGCUCAGCUGGCGGCGGGGCGUGCGAGCCCGGCGCGAAGCGGGAAAAUGACCAGCACGAGCGCGAGCUGAAGGAGAAACAGCGGAACGUGGAGACUCUCGCCGAGCUGAGCGACAGCCUCCGGAACCGGCAGGACGACUGGGCCAGCAAGCCGAAGCCCGUCAGGGACACGCUGCUCACGUUAUCCGGCUGUAUUCCCUUCGACGUCCGCUUCAAGAAAGACCACGCGCUGCUCGGGAGAGUGUUCGCCUUCGACGCCGUGUGCAAACCCGGCAUGGAGCACGAGCUGAAGAUCUUCGUGGAAUACCCGAGCGGCUCCGGAAACGUGUUCGCCAGCGCCUCGGGGGUGGCGAAGCAGAUGUACCAGGACUGCAUGAAGGACUUCGGGAGAGGGUUGUCAUCCGGGUUUAAAUACCUGGAGUACGAGAAGAGGCACGGCUCCGGGGACUGGCGCCUGCUGGGGGACCUGUUACCGGAGUCCCUGCGGUUCUUUAAGGAGGGGGUCGGGGGGGACAUGUUGCCGCAGCCCUACAUCGACAGCAGCUUCCCGCUGCUGCCCACCGCCCUGGUGCUCCCCGGCCGGGCGCUGGGUUCUGGCAGCUGGAGCGGCGGGAGCGGCAGCGGCGGGAGCGGCAGCGGCGGUAGCGGGAGCGGUAGCGGCGGCAGCGGCAGAGGCGGCGUGAGGAAGAGGAAAGCGUCCCCGGAGCCGGACCCGUUGCUGACCGAGGACCAGCAGAGACAGCAGUGGAUGAACAGCCAGACCGAAGCGCUCAAGCUCUCCAUGGCGGCGGGGUCUUUCGCUGGACCGCCGCCUCCGCUCCCCUCCGGCCGCGCCACACCCCCGGAUCCCUCCGCCGCCGCUGCUCCUCCGCAGAACGGACAGUCUCCCAUGGCGUCGCUCAUGUCAGUCGCAGACCCCCUCGUGAACGCGCACUCCCCCAACAACAAGGACGGAGACUCCGUUCACUCCACCACUCCAUCCUCCAGACACAACAGCAGCAGCCCCGUGUCCCCUGCCUCCGUGUCCGGACAGCGGCGCCUCUCGUCCCGCAACGGAGACCUCGGAAUGUCCACUACGUCGCAGGACCAGCACGUGCCCGACUCCCCCACCAUGGCGAACAGCGGGCCUCUGUGCUGCACCAUCUGCCACGAGCGCUUAGAAGACACACACUUCGUGCAGUGCCCCUCGGUGCCAAACCACAAGUUCUGCUUCCCGUGCUCCAGAGAGAGCAUCAAGGCCCAGGGCGCCUCCGGGGAGGUGUACUGCCCCAGCGGGGAGAAGUGCCCGCUGGUGGGCUCCAACGUGCCCUGGGCCUUCAUGCAGGGGGAGAUAGCAACCAUCCUGGCCGGGGACGUGAAGGUAAAGAAGGAGAGAGACCCCUGAGGAAGAAGAGGGAAGACUUUCUGUCUGCUUUCACUUCAGGAACACAUUGAUGUGCAAGUCUGCAGCUGAGCCUCAACACUUUGUCAGUGGAGAUAAUUCAUGUUAAACCUGGUUUCAACCUGGACCCCAUGUUAACUGACUGAUGGAAAUAAUAAUCGAAAUGUAUCCAGUAUUAAUCAAGAGAAGUUAAAGAGUACCUGUACGAUCCUUUUAGUGUAACAUGAAACAGCUCCUGAAAUCACCAAACCCACCAGACUCCAUGUAAAUAAUCACUACUUUUAUCAUUGUAAAACACAAUUCAUUCAAAGUGAACAGAAACUAAAUAAAACUACCAAAAGCCGUCUUGGUUCAUCUUUCCACUGUUCCACCAAUCACCACUCUGG
Etheostoma cragini (Arkansas darter) is the source of this 2378-nucleotide messenger RNA. It is a transcript of the gene irf2bpl, whose product is annotated as interferon regulatory factor 2 binding protein-like. Gene Ontology annotation, biological process: regulation of transcription by RNA polymerase II. Gene Ontology annotation, molecular function: transcription corepressor activity. NCBI's taxonomy places the organism in Eukaryota, Metazoa, Chordata, Actinopteri, Perciformes, Percidae. The record is from RefSeq and is a predicted model, not a curated record. The transcript has a single exon. Gene Ontology annotation, cellular component: nucleus. Bases 40 to 1995 code for a protein of 651 amino acids.